Molecule: messenger RNA, 764 nt
Organism: Trichobilharzia szidati
Lineage: Eukaryota; Metazoa; Platyhelminthes; Trematoda; Strigeidida; Schistosomatidae
Source: the annotation of a GenBank genome assembly
AUGCACAAACUUACCAAUGAGCUGUCAUCUUUGAUAUUAUCGGAAGGUUUGUUGGAUUCAAUAUGUCACAAGUUGUGUAUUCCAACGCCAAGAUCAUCAGUGUUUGAUGGAUGGACUAUUAUUCUUACUGGUGGUGGUGCUGGAAGUAAUAAUAGUCCAACGGCGGAUUCCGUUGAUGUCAAUCUUAUAGAACAACUGAUUGUCGCCUGUGGUGGGGAAAUCGCCGUGGAGAUAACACCUUCUUUGCUCAACAGACGACGGGGAAAUAGUUGUGAUGGAAGUUAUGCACAAGAGUCGGCAAUACAGCAAAAUCGGCAUAUAGCCUUAGUUUCAACGAACUGCUGUCGUACAUUUGCAUACUUGCAGGCGCUUGCUACGUUGGGUAGCAUCCCGAUACUAUGUACUGAAUGGCUACUGGAUGCAUGUCGAGAAGAUGCCAAGACAUCAAGUGGAGAGUCUCGUAAUUGGCCUCUCCAUUUAUUACUCACGUAUCCUGGCCGUUAUGAAUUGCCUAGAGGAUUCAUAUCUGGAUCCUUGGAACCAGUUAGUUGGUGAGUUUUGAUAAUUUUUUCGGAUCAAUAAUGUUGAUGCGUAAAAGUUUUUUUUUAUAAACCUGGAAACUAAUGUUUCUUAUUUAACAUUGCACAUACACUAAUAUAUGUGUAAAACAUGGGCACUGUGGUGGUGGUAGUAAGUAAUUCCCUUAUUAGUUUGUUUAUUAGAUGGAUGUAUCGCACAGUAAGUGAAACAGUAUUAGUAUUUAC